UUUUGUAUCAUUAGCAUUCUUUGAAACAUGAAAAAAGACAACCAAACAAUUGUAGACGUAUUCCUCCUCCUGGGUCUGUCAGAAGACCCAAAGUUGCAGCCCAUGAUUUUUGGACUGUUCCUGUUCAUGUAUCUUGUCACAGUGCUUGGGAACCUGCUCAUCAUCCUUGCUAUCAACACCGACUCCAAACUCCACAGUCCCAUGUACUUCUUUCUGUGUAAUUUAUCUUCCACUGACAUUUGUCUCAUCUCCACCACGGUCCCUAAGAUGCUGGUGAAUAUCUUGAAGCAUAGCAGCACUAUCAGUUAUGUGGGCUGCCUCACCCAGAUCUGCUUUGUUGUGAUGUUUUCUGGAUUUGAAAACUUCCUUCUUGCAGUGAUGGCUUAUGACCGUUACAUGGCCAUUUGCUAUCCUCUUCACUACACAGGCAUCCUCAAUACUCACGUCUGUGUUCAGCUAAUUCUGUUCUCUUUGGCCAUUAGUAUUACAGAUGCCCUACUUCAGAGUCUGUCAUUGCUACAGUUGUCCUUCUGCACAAACAUGGAAAUUCAUCAUUUCUUUUGUGAACUUGUUCAGGUCCUCAAACUUGCUUGCUCUGACACAUUCAUCAAUAACAUACUGGCCUAUGUAGUGACUACCAUAUUGGGUGGUAUUCCUCUUUUGGGGAUUAUUUUAUCAUACAUUAAAAUUGUCUCCUCCAUUUUUAGAAUGUCAUCAGCUGGAGGAAAAUACAAAGCUUUUUCUACUUGUGGAUCUCAUCUCUCAGUUGUUCUCCUGUUCUAUGGGACAGGUUUUGGGGUGUAUAUUAGCUCUUCAGUUAGUGACUUACCAAAGAAUUCUGCAAUAGCCUCAGUAAUGUAUGCUGUUGUCCCUUCAAUGAUGAACCCUUUUAUCUACAGCCUGAAGAACAAGGAUAUGAAGGAGGCCUUGAAGAAGUUCAUGAGACGAUCUCCUGUUUUAUGA
Nannospalax galili (Upper Galilee mountains blind mole rat) is the source of this 963-nucleotide messenger RNA. Its product is annotated as olfactory receptor 7G2-like. The coding region runs from base 28 to 963 and encodes 311 amino acids. Gene Ontology annotation, molecular function: olfactory receptor activity; G protein-coupled receptor activity. The transcript has a single exon. Gene Ontology annotation, cellular component: membrane. The record is from RefSeq and is a predicted model, not a curated record. Lineage: Eukaryota; Metazoa; Chordata; Mammalia; Rodentia; Spalacidae. Gene Ontology annotation, biological process: G protein-coupled receptor signaling pathway.